Heterobilharzia americana is the source of this 348-nucleotide messenger RNA. The record is from the annotation of a GenBank genome assembly. NCBI's taxonomy places the organism in Eukaryota, Metazoa, Platyhelminthes, Trematoda, Strigeidida, Schistosomatidae.
AUGACUAGUAUAUUUCUUAUUUGUUUUGAAAACUUCCGAACGAAAUAUACUUUAGAGCUUGUGAGAAAACUUGAAGAACUGAAGGAAAGAUAUGGUGAUCUUUUCCAACCAAACGCUGCCUCUCUUUCAUGGCUCAAAGAAGAAGUGCGUUAUUACACAGAAGAAAAUAAUGAUCCUCUAGAAGACUGUUUAGCCGAUUUCACCAGAGAAAACCCAGCUGAAGCCGCUAAGUUGAAUAGAGAGAUAACUUCGAUAUUUGAAGUUCAUUCCAUUAUUCAGAAAUAUUGGGUAAUACAAAAUGCGUAUGAAUCAAUGUUGUAUAAACUCACAGGAGAAUAUGAAUAUUAG